GUGCCUACACGCGUGUAUCAAACUCUUCAUCACUAAAAAAAGCACCGUCGUACGUGUGAAGAGACAAAAGCUUACACUGAACCACCGUCGUUCACCCCACCCCACCACCACCUCCUUAUUUCUUCAUCAUUACCCCCAUUCACUCCUUUUAUUCUCAUAACAUGGAUUCCGUCAACCCCAACAUUUUCCGGCCACCGGAGACCCCAAACGACCCCAUGGAGUUUCUCUCCCGCUCAUGGAGCAUCUCCGCCCUACAAGUUUCCAAAACUCUAGCCCCGCCACACCCCGCCGGAGCUGAUGAAAUCUCCGGCGACCUGGAGGAUGUUGCCGCCAGUCCUUUUGCGUUUGCUUCGUCGGAGACUUCACAGUUGAUUAUGGAACGGAUAUUGGCGCAAUCUCUGGAAGUGUCGCCAAGGACGUCCGGGAGGCUCUCGCAUAGUAGCGGCCCGCUGAAUGGAUCGCUUACGGAUAGCCCCCCGGUUUCGCCUUCGGAAAUCAUCGAGGAUGUCAAGUACGGUCGAUUAAAGAAUGUGGUGAACAACCAGUAUCGAGGCGGGGCCAUCAGCAGUACGACAACCGGCGGUGGCGGAAAAACGGUCGGGAGGUGGUUGAAGAACAGGAGAGAGAAAAAGAAAGAGGAGACUAGAGUUCAUAAUGCUCAGUUACAUGCAACUGUUUCGGUUGCUGGUGUUGCUUCUGUUGUUGCUGCCAUUGCGGCCGCCACUGCCGCCUCUGGACAUAGAAAGGAUGAAGAGAUGAUGAAAACCGACUUGGCUGUAGCAUCUGCCGCCACUUUGGUGGCAGCACAGUGUGUGGAGGCUGCAGAAGCGAUGGGUGCUGAACGCGACCAUCUUGCUUCUGUUGUUAGCUCUGCGGUUAACGUCCGGUCACCAGGUGAUAUCAUGACGUUAACAGCUGCCGCCGCCACCGCUCUUCGGGGUGUGGCGACUUUAAAAGCACGGGCAGUGAAGGACACGUGUAAUAUCCCUGCUGUACCGCGUACAGAAAAGGGGAGUGUUCAUAGCAAUGGCACGGCCAGCAGUUCAAACGGUAGUUAUAGUGACGAGUUUAUACCCGAAGAAAAUUUCCUGGGAAUAUGUAGCCGCGAACUGCUUGCCCGAGGUUGUGUGCUCCUCAAACGCACCCGUAAAGGUGAUCUUCAUUGGAAAAUAGUUUCUGUUUAUAUCAACAAAAUGGAUCAGGUGAUCCUGAAAAUGAAGAGCAGACAUGUUGCUGGGACCAUUACCAAAAAGAAGAAGAAUAUUGUGUUGGAGGUUAUAAAAGAUAUGUCACCGUGGCCGGGGCGGCCACUGGUGGAAGAGCGCCGCUACUUUGGGCUGAAGACGGUGGCUCGUGGGGUUGUGGAAUUCGAAUGUAAAAAUGAGAGGGAGUAUGAUAUUUGGACUCAAGGUGUGUGUAGGUUGCUUGCGGUUGCUGCAGAAAGAAGCAAUGGGAUAUGAAAGUAACCAAAAUAAUACUACGAAGUAGAUUUUGUGAGUUUGGCUGGGAGAGUUAUUAAUAUAUUAUUAUGUGUAAAUCUUUUGUUUUAGUACAACAAUCUAAUUAUUGUGGUUUAGUCGUGAACGGUUUAGCGUCGUUACUGGUUUUUGUAAAUCUAUAAUAUGACUAAAUUACUGAUUGGGUGGGCAUAUGUUAUUGAUGUUUA
Helianthus annuus (common sunflower) is the source of this 1666-nucleotide messenger RNA. RefSeq names its product VAN3-binding protein. The record is from RefSeq and is a predicted model, not a curated record. The transcript is spliced from 7 exons. Gene Ontology annotation, biological process: phloem or xylem histogenesis; leaf vascular tissue pattern formation; auxin-activated signaling pathway. Lineage: Eukaryota; Viridiplantae; Streptophyta; Magnoliopsida; Asterales; Asteraceae. Bases 162 to 1460 code for a protein of 432 amino acids.